CUCAGACGGUAACUUCUUCUGUUCACAGUAACGUUUUACGGCCCUUCUAGUUUUAUUAUAGAGUGUCAAUUGAUUUAUUGUACCCUAUAUCGAGUUCAUAGUCCAGGCGCAUGCAAAGACUGGCAGACAACCAGCGGAGAAGAUGAACCAUGUCGCAAAACGGACUGUGACGCGUCUGGCGAGGAAUUACCGGUCACAGUCACUACGGCCAAAUCUAUGGCGAUGUUCUUCCACAUUUGCUGAGCGGGAAUGGUCGACUCCCCUGGCUAAGACACUGGCAGAAGCCAUCAAGACCACAGGAUCUAUAUCCAUUGCUGCAUUUAUGCGCCAGGUCUUGACUUCUCCGGAAGGCGGCUACUAUACGACUCGCAGCGGCGGCACCGAGGUAUUCGGCAAGAAAGGCGAUUUUAUUACAUCACCAGAAAUCACACAAGUGUUUGGAGAGCUCGUCGGUAUCUGGACAGUCGCAGAAUGGAUUGCGCAGGGGAGAAAACGCACUGGUGUAGAGCUGAUGGAGGUUGGGCCUGGAAAGGGAACGUUGAUGGAUGACAUUUUGCGGACAAUUGGAAACUUCAAAAGCUUCGCGUCAGCUAUUGAGGCAAUCUACCUGGUCGAGGCAAGUCCUGCGCUGAGAGAGAUUCAGAAACAGCUCCUGUGCGGGGAUGCGCCUAUGGAAGAGACGGAAAUUGGACAUAAGAGCAUAAGCAAACACAUCGGAAAGCCAGUAGUCUGGGUUGAGGAUAUUAGACUACUACCUCAGAACGAGGACAAAACGCCGUUCAUCUUCGCACACGAAUUCUUCGACGCUCUGCCCAUACACGCCUUCCAAUCUGUUGCGCCCUCGCCAGAAAACCAGCCGCAGGAGAUCAUGACACCUACCGGUCCUAUCAAACUGGAUCAACCACAGAAACCCGCAACCACUCCCCAGUGGCGCGAACUCAUGGUGUCGUUAAAUCCUAAAGCAGUCGUGGAAGACAUCAAGGAUGAGCCUGAGUUCAAGCUGACAUUGGCCAAAGCCUCAACACCUUCAUCUUUGGUUAUCCCUGAAAUAUCUGAACGCUACAGAGCUCUCAAGUCACUUCCAGGGUCCACGAUCGAGGUCAGCCCGGAGAGCCGCAUAUAUGCAGCGGAGUUCGCCCGGCGUAUUGGGGGAACGUCCCAGCCUAAAGUCGCGCCUACAACACCUGGUACACGAGCUUCGUCUGCUGUACCUCUGACGCCAGUGAAGCGGAAGCCAUCCGGUGCAGCAUUGAUCAUGGACUACGGAACUUCAGAUACCAUUCCUAUCAACUCGUUGCGUGGAAUCAAGCAGCACCAAAAGGUCCCACCUCUCUCGUCCCCGGGACAAGUGGACGUCAGCGCCGAUGUCGACUUCACAGCACUCGCAGAAGCAGCCAUUGACGCUAGCGAAGGCGUCGAAGUUCACGGGCCGGUUGAACAGGGUGACUUCCUGCUCUCGCUGGGUAUUGCUGAGCGGGCAGAGCAGCUUUUGAAAAACAUCAAGGACGAAGAGCGCAGAAAGAACCUCGAGAGCGGUUGGAAGCGAUUAGUCGAUAAGGGCGGUAAUGGAAUGGGCAAAAUCUACAAGGUUCUGGCUAUCAUCCCAGAGAAUGAGGGCAGGAGAAGACCCGUCGGUUUUGGAGGGGGAAUCAGUCUUUGAGUCUCGUUUUGCCCAUGAUUCCAUAUAGACAUCUGUAUUAUAAUGUAAGAUGCACAUGUAACGAGGUACGCACAGCUGAUGGAGAAAAAUAUAUAUAUAUAAU
This is a messenger RNA of Paecilomyces variotii, 1763 nucleotides long. RefSeq names its product S-adenosyl-L-methionine-dependent methyltransferase. The coding region runs from base 143 to 1660 and encodes 505 amino acids. Gene Ontology annotation, molecular function: protein-arginine omega-N symmetric methyltransferase activity. The record is from RefSeq and is a predicted model, not a curated record. The transcript has 4 exons. NCBI's taxonomy places the organism in Eukaryota, Fungi, Ascomycota, Eurotiomycetes, Eurotiales, Thermoascaceae. Gene Ontology annotation, biological process: mitochondrial respiratory chain complex I assembly. Gene Ontology annotation, cellular component: mitochondrion.